This is a messenger RNA of Letharia lupina, 789 nucleotides long. RefSeq lists its product as uncharacterized. The record is from RefSeq and is a predicted model, not a curated record. The transcript is spliced from 3 exons. Bases 1 to 789 code for a protein of 262 amino acids. Lineage: Eukaryota; Fungi; Ascomycota; Lecanoromycetes; Lecanorales; Parmeliaceae.
AUGCAACAAGGGUCGCAAACGACUCCAAGAGUAAAGAGUGUGAGCAAGACUGGGUUACAGGGAGUCAAAGCCUGGGAAGUCAGGUGUUUUCAAUGGAGGAAAGCCAAACGAUUGCCACACUGGGAAGGGGAAGAUUCAAAGAACAACGGACUUUCGAAACGGAGGGAGCAGCAAGGCCAUAUUACGGAGGGCGAACGCCGCAGAGAGAUUCCAUUCAAAACGGGCCAGCGCCAAAGGAAGGACCUGUUUUUGAGGAAGCUCCGAGAAAGUGAAGAAGUUGAAAAGGGAAAGGGAAACAAUCGAAAGGCCCAACCUACAAAAGCGAUAGGCUUAAGAAGGCGGGCGUUUUUAAAUCAAGAGUUCUCCCUUACCAACAGUACACCAACCCCACAAGACCUCGUCAUCGACCCCAACGACGUCUACCAAGUCCCAGAGGAGAGAAACCGUUACCAAAGCCAGACCCUUCAGCGUAGACGUCACCAACAUUCCAAUGGUCCGACUGCACCGCCACCUCCUCCAGCUGCAGCGCUCGAGCCAACGGCACACUUUUCGACUUCGAGGUCGACAAGGACAGCAGGAAAGGCGGCAUGGACGGGAUCGAAGGGCCUCGUGGUGGGACUGCACGACGAGGUGAGGGAUGAGAAUGGGGAUGGAUUCUGGGACGCAAAGGACGCUCGCCUAAGCUCUGGAUGGCGUGGGGAGGCCGGGAGUGAGGAGUGGGAGUGUCUGAAGUUGAAGGUGGGGGGAAGAGGGUGGGUAGGUUCAGGGUGGAUCGGUCGUCAGGAGUAG